UCGACUUCGACUUCAUCAUAAUAAAAAGACGAAUCGAUUAGUCUUAAUAUUUUAUUAUAGUGAAAAUAUGGCUAAUACUGGAGUACUGCCUUUUAUUCGGGGAGUUGAUUUUACAAAGAAUGACUUCAGUGAUAAUAAUUUUCCAUCUGCGGUGAAAUUGAUGACGCGGGUGCAAUGGCUGAAUUUGGAUGCAACGCAAUUGAAAUAUAUUCCCGAGGAGAUGGGAAAUUUGCUUAAGCUGGAGCACCUGAGCCUUAAGAAUAACCAGCUGGAGAAACUCUUUGGUGAACUGACGGAAUUGACAUGCCUUCGAUCUCUGAACUUGAGAAGAAAUUGUAUAAAAAGUAGCGGGGUGCCCCCUGAGUUAUUUCACCUCGAAGAGUUGACCACAUUAGAUUUGUCGCACAACAAAUUGAAGGAAGUUCCAGAAGGCUUGGAGAAAGCGAAAAGCCUUCUGGUAUUGAAUUUGAGCCACAAUAAUAUUGAAGCCAUUCCGACGGCAUUGUUUAUACACCUCACAGAUCUACUAUUUUUGGACUUGUCGGACAACAAAUUAGAAACAUUACCUCCACAAACUAGAAGGCUUGCAAAUUUGCAAACAUUGAUUUUGGCCGAUAACCCUUUGGAGCUAUUUCAAUUAAGGCAACUUCCAUCACUCCAAAAUCUCGAGGUGCUUAAUAUGCGAAAUACACAACGCACACUUUUAAAUUUUCCUACAACACUGGACACAUUAUCCAACUUGUCGGAGCUUGAUUUGUCGCAAAAUAACCUUUCCAAAAUUCCAGAAUGUGUUUACAAUUUGCCCAAUUUGAAAAGACUGAAUUUGAGCGAGAACACUAUUACAGAACUCAGCUCCAGUGUCGAGAAUUGGCAGCGAUUGGAAGUGCUUAACUUAUCGCGCAAUGAGUUGACAAGUCUGCCUGCUUCGUUAUGCAAGCUGGCUCAAUUGCGUCGAUUGUAUCUCAAUGACAAUCGCCUGGAUUUUGAGGGAAUCCCAUCAGGAAUAGGAAAGCUUUGCAGUUUGGAGAUAUUCUCUGCCUCCAACAAUUUGCUGGAAAUGGUGCCCGAAGGACUUUGCCGAUGUGGAUCCUUGAAACGAUUAAAUCUAUCGUCGAAUCGUCUAAUUACGUUACCCGAUGCCAUACAUCUCUUGGAUGGUCUGGACCAGCUAGAUUUGCGUAAUAAUCCCGAUUUGAUAAUGCCCCCAAAGCCGACAGAAGCUACUAAAGGUUCGGGUGUGGAAUUUUACAAUAUAGAUUUCUCUCUGCAGACCCAACUGCGCUUAGCAGGUGCGGCAGUCCCACCAUCAGUUCCUGUGACUUCCACUCCAAAAGAUUCUACAGCUCGUAAAAUUCGGCUACGUCGUGGUCCCCGCAACGACUCAGCUCAAGAUUCCGCAAAAAUACUUAAGGGAAUGAAAGACGUAGCAAAGGAUAAGGACGAAGCAGAGGCAAAUCAAUCUUGGUGCAACGACUCUGAUGAAACGCGCCCCGAAUCCUUAAAGCCUAAACGAUGGGAUGAGUCGCUGGAAAAACCACAAUUGGAUUAUUCAAAAUUUUUUGAAAAAGAGGAUGGACAGUGCCCCGGUUUAACAAUUUGGGAAAUUGAAAAUUUUCUUCCCAAUAAAAUUGAAGAAGUUGCUCACGGAAAAUUUUACGAAGGUGAUUGUUACAUCGUUCUUAAAUCAAGCUACGAUGACCUGGGACAAUUGAAUUGGGAAAUUUACUUCUGGAUUGGUAAUGAAGCAACGCUCGAUAAAAGGGCGUGUGCAGCUAUUCAUGCAGUUAAUCUAAGAAACUUUUUGGGAGCCCGCUGCCGAACCAUCCGCGAGGAACAAAAUGACGAGUCUGAAGAGUUUCUGGCACUUUUCGACACAGAGGUUACAUAUAUUGAGGGUGGUCGAACCGCCACUGGCUUUUACACUGUCGAAGAUAUGUUGUAUACCAUACGUUUGUAUCGUGUACACGGUUCUGGUGCUUCGGUUCAUAUGGAACCAGUUGCUGUGAGCUUCGCUUCUCUUGAUCCCAGAUAUUCCUUUAUGCUAGACUGUGGCAUCAAAAUGUACAUUUGGUUGGGAAGGUGUUCCAAAAACACACUUAACUCGAAGACACGCUUAAUGGCAGAAAAAAUCAAUAAAACUGAACGAAAGAACAAAUGUGAAAUAAUUGUGGAAAUGCAAGGAAAUGAAAGUGAAGAAUUUUGGCGUUAUCUUAAUGCUGACCCCGAAGAAGCGUCCCAACAGAAAAUACCGCAACACGUUGAAGAGAAUUUUGUGCCAUCGAUUCCUCGCCUUUACCAAGUUCAGUUGGGUAUGGGCUAUUUGGAAUUGCCUCAAGUAGAAAUACCAGAUCACAAAUUAGUCAGUUCUUUGCUGGUCAGUAAAAACGUGUACAUUCUAGACUGCUUCACCGAUUUGUUCGUAUGGUUUGGGAAAAAAUCCACGCGUUUGGUUAGAGCAGCUGCUAUAAAACUAUCCCGAGAGUUAUUUAAUAUGAUUUCGAGGCCUGUAUACGCCCUCGUUACGCGUUUGCAAGAAGGGGCAGAAACACAAAUGUUCAAAUCGAAAUUCAUUGGUUGGGACGAGGUAAUGGCCGUUGAUUUUACUCGAACUGCAAAUUCUGUAGCAAAGACCGGAGCGGAUUUAACAAAGUGGGCAAAACAGCAGGAGACGCGUGCAGAUCUGGCUGCACUGUUCAUGCCUCGCCAAAAUCCGAUGCCACUGAAAGAAGCAGAACAGUUGGAGGAAGAUUGGAAUUAUGACCUCGAAGCUAUGGAAGCUUUUGUUUUGGAAGGCAAAAAGUUUGUACGGCUACCCGAGGAAGAACUGGGUCAUUUCCAUACAGCAGAAUGUUACGUAUUUCUCUGUCGCUAUUGCAUACCAGCAGAUGAUGAUGAAGAGGGUGCUGAACCGGAUGAUAGCAAACCGCCUCCCGACGAUGAAAUACAAUGCAUUGUAUACUUCUGGCAAGGUCGCAAUGCAGGAAACAUGGGAUGGCUUACAUUCACAUUCACUUUACAAAAAAAAUUCAAAACAAUGUUUGGCGAAGAACUUGAAGUGGUGCGAAUACAUCAACAGCAAGAGAAUCUAAAAUUUUUGGCACACUUCAAACGUAAAUUCAUAAUUCAUACAGGAAAGCGCAAGGACAAAAUAAGGAGUCCCGAAACCAAGCCUAUCGUUGAGUUUUUCCAUUUACGUUCCAAUGGCGGAGCACUCACAACUCGUCUUAUACAAAUUCAACCAGAUGCGAUACACUUAAAUUCUGCAUUUUGCUACAUUUUGUAUGUUCCCUUUGAGACGGGGGAUGAAUCGCAAUCCGGCAUUGUCUAUGUUUGGCUUGGCUCAAAAAGUUGUCCAGAGGAAGCAAAGCUAAUACAAGAUAUUGCUGAAGAAAUGUUCAGCAGUCCAUGGGUUAGCUUACAAAUUCUGAAUGAAGGAGAAGAACCAGAAAACUUUUUCUGGGUUGCAUUGGGAGGCCGCAAACCUUAUGAUACAAAUGCCGAAUAUAUGAAUUACACACGUUUGUUUAGAUGCUCCAAUGAAAAAGGUUAUUUUACCGUAGCGGAAAAAUGCACGGACUUCUGCCAAGAUGACUUAGCCGAUGACGACAUUAUGAUUCUGGAUAAUGGCGAGCAAGUGUUUCUCUGGUUAGGAUCGCGCUGUAGCGAAGUUGAAAUAAAACUGGCCUACAAAUCUGCACAGGUUUACAUACAGCACAUGCGUAUUAAACAACCAGAGCGUCCGCGUAAAUUAUUCUUAACGCUUAAAAAUAAAGAAUCCAAGCGUUUUACAAAGUGCUUCCAUGGAUGGGGAGUACAUAAAUCACCACCUGAAUAAAUUGGGAUGGCCUACAAUUAAGCAUGGUAUUGAAUGGACACUUUUAUAACUUGCACUCACUCUUUUCUCUAACAAAGUAUUCAAUUGUUGUUUGCCAUGACUUUGUUUGUCAAAUGUAUUUAUCGUUAUAAUUUUCCAAUUUAUAAUGUUUAUUAUAAUUUUCAUAAAUUACUUACUUACUUAAAUUGGCUAUGACGGAACAUUUGUCCCAUUAGUCGAACGUAGAAUAGUGUUCCAAGCGCCUCAAUUGUCUGCGCGUCUUCUAUAAUCUGCGAGGUGUCUCCCACCACUUGAUCUUUCCAUCGGGCUUCGGGUCUUCCCGGCUUGCAUGUACCAAAAAGACUUCCUCGCUGGAGUUUCUUCUUUCAUUCUGACAACAUGACGUAGCCAACGCAACCGUUGCAUUUUCAUAAGUUUAACUAUGCUGACAUCGUCAUACAUUUCUUAGAGUUCGUGGUUCAUACGAAGCCGAUACUCCCCAUCAAUGCAAACUGGUCCAUAAAUUGUACGAAAAGUCUUUCUCUCAAACACUCCAAGCACUGCCUCGUCUGCUUUCACAAGUACCUAUGCCCCUCGGAACCAUAUAACAACACGGGUAGUAUCAGUGUCUUGUAUAGUGUGAUCUUCGUCUGCCGAGAGGUGGCCUUGUUUCUAAACUGUUUACUCAAUCCAAAAUAGCAUCUGUUUGCCAGUAUUUGCUUUAUUUUAAAACUGAUGUCAUUUUAAAACUGAUGUCAUUCGUUUCGGUUACGACGGUGCCUAGGUAGAUAAAGUUGCUGACUAUCUGAAUGUUGUUUUUUUUUAAUACAACGAAAAAACUGUACCCUACAUUUACAUUUAAAUUAUUAAAUAACAUGAUAAAAUUAA
Molecule: messenger RNA, 4702 nt
Organism: Stomoxys calcitrans (stable fly)
Lineage: Eukaryota; Metazoa; Arthropoda; Insecta; Diptera; Muscidae
Gene: fliI
Product: protein flightless-1
Exons: 6
Coding region: 68-3835 (1255 amino acids)
Biological process (GO): actin polymerization or depolymerization; actin filament severing; barbed-end actin filament capping
Cellular component (GO): cytoplasm; nucleus; actin cytoskeleton
Molecular function (GO): actin filament binding; phosphatidylinositol-4,5-bisphosphate binding
Source: RefSeq, a predicted model, not a curated record